UUGCAACUGGCCCUGCCACGGGUUGGAGUGUUGGCGUUGCUAGCUGGUUAAAGCGCAGCUAGCUUUCCAAUUUUUUUGGAUCGUAAAGGAAUGGUGGUGUGUAUGGCACGAUUUGGUGAGUGAAUCUUUAGAUUCAGAAGAGAGUCAGCUUCUCAAGAGAAAAUCGUUGACGGGUCUAGGGCAAUCUUCGAUACUAAACGGACAUGGCAGCAGCAACAGUGGUGGAGUCUGAUCAGUCGUCAACCGAAAGCGGUGCCGCAUUUAAUGAACUAAACAGCACUGGCUGGAACGAAUCUCAACUUCGAAAGUAUCCUUUUCAAACAAAACCCAUACCAAGACUCUCUCUUACGGAUCCAAGAGCCGAGCUGCUUUUAAACAAUGAGGAGCCUGUGGUUUUAACGGACACAAAUCUAGUGUAUCCAGCUCUGAAAUGGGACAUAGGUUACCUUCAGGAGAACAUUGGGAGCGGAGACUUCUCUGUUUACAUUGCCGAAAACCACAAGUUCCUCUACUAUGACGAGAAGAAAACGGUCAACUUUGAGAACUUUGUCCCCAAGUCUCGAAGGAUGGAAAUGAAAUUCUCAGAAUUUGUAAACAAAAUGCAUGAAACACAAGAACUGGAUGGCGAGGAGAGGGUGUACCUGCAGCAGACCUUGAAUGACACAGUGGGAAGGAAGAUUGUGGUGGAUUUCCUGGGGUUUAACUGGAACUGGAUCAACAAACAACAAGCCAAGCGUAACUGGGGACAACUUACAUCUAACUUACUGCUCAUAGGCAUGGAGGGCAAUGUGACCCCAGCUCACUACGAUGAGCAACAGAACUUCUUUGCUCAGAUUAAAGGGCACAAGAGGUGCAUUCUGUUUCCUCCAGACCAGUUUGAGUGUCUCUACCCCUUCCCUGUACACCACCCCUGUGACAGACAGAGUCAGGUUGAUUUUGAGAACCCUGACUAUGAGAGGUUUCCUAAUUUCAAAAACCUAGUGGGCUAUGAGACUGUUGUGGGCCCAGGGGACGUGCUCUACAUCCCUAUGUAUUGGUGGCAUCACAUUGAGUCCCUUUUGAGUGGCGGAGUGACUAUCACUGUUAACUUUUGGUACAAGGGCGCCCCAACACCCAAGAGGAUAGAGUACCCUCUCAGAGCCCAUCAGAAGGUGGCCAUCAUGAGGAACAUCGAGAAGAUGCUGGGAGAGGCACUAGGAGACCCACACGAAGUCGGACCUUUGCUGAACAUGAUGAUUAAGGGGCGAUACGACCAGGACCAGAGAUUCAGCUAGAAUCUCCUCUUGCAAACAGUUACCAGUCUGCUGCUGAAAUUGUGUGUGUGAGUGCUUGUGUUGGUGAGUGAGUGUGUGUGUGUGUGUGUGUGUGUGUGUGUGUGUGUGUAUGUUUAGUAUGAGUGGACACGAGUGCACUUGCAUGCAAACUUGGACUGUUGAGCUACCAUUGCAUGGCAGUACUAGGCUACCCUGAAAGACAGGGAAAUCUUCCACUCUGCUUCGAUUUGCCUGACACUUUCUUUCUUUUUGUUUUUUUUUUGUUUCAAGCUGCCAGAGGAAUAGACUGGACUAGUGGUCCAUUUCCUCUCCGCAUGCUGUCAAUGAUUGCCUGGUAUUGAAUACGUGACUUACACUCAAUAAGUAUUUUAUUGGGAGUAAAGUAUCCUUGCAUCAGCAAUGUGUGUUGGUAUAGGGAACUUAACCACAAUAUAUCUAGAUAUUUAUAAGCCAGAAGUUCCUGCUCUGUCAACAUCACUGCAAAAUAGGAAUACCUUGAUAUAACAGUGAUUGUGGGACACUCCGCCUUAGCUACACUGUGAUUUGAGAGCUAAAUUACAGGACUUACUUUCUCAAAAUAUUUUUUUGCAUACCUGUAAAGAUUUUAACAAAGAAUAUUUUGGGGGGGGGGUUGUUGAUAUGGCUGAUUGGUUUAAUCAAUGGGUGUCAGAAAGCAGUAGUUUAUUGGCAGAUAAAAAAUCAAAAAAAUCAAAAUUUCAAAAUCGAGCCAAAAUUGUCUUUCACAACACUGAAGGAACAUGUGAUAGUUCAUGUGAUAUGUGAUUUUAGUUUAAGAAUUUACAAAUAGUUUGUGAUUGUAUGUUGCUCAUAUCUUUGAUUUCAUGAAUAAGCUACAUUUGUUUUUGUUAUUUGAUAAUCAACGUUACUUGAAAUGGAAACCACCAGUCAGGGCAUUAAAGUACAUAUGCAAACAUUUCAAUCUUAACUGCUCAGUCUAUUUUGGACAGAAAAAAUAACCCUCAUAUAAAAGCCAUUUUGCUAGCUUUUCCCUGAAAUCUAGCAAAAUGUGACCGAUUUGUUAAUUUGUAUCUUUUUUAAAUGCAUUGCAAUGCUGUACCCACUUGUGUAAUUUACCCUGUGGGUGACUCCUAGUGGCUUUAGCCAGACAGCUUUGUUCCAUAACUGCCACUAUCAGUGGUGGAAAAUGAGAUUUGGGAUGUAACUUCACUGAUAGAAUACUUCAACUGAGGUAUAAUAAAGUACCAACAGCUUAAAUACAUAAUGAGCUGUGACUUUGUCCAGGUCACUCUUGCAUGUUUGGUUAGUUUGGUUUACAGUUAUUAUAUUGCUAGUGUAAAUUCAAAGCAUUACUCAUUCAGUUAUUAUAGAUGUGGCUGACAUUUUGCUUUGAAAUAUGUUUGACCUACAGUUGAAUGAAAUGGACACAUUUUUUGUGUGUUUGACUUGCAUUUGUUCAAUCAAAAUUGUUGACUGCUAAUUUGCAUCCCAGUUAAGGAAUGCAUUUAUGCAAAAAGUCCCAUUGCUAUUGUUUGGACAGGUUUCAAAGUGAUUAGGAAUCAUGGUUGUUAUUGUGCCAUUGUGAAGUAUUUUCUUUAAGCAGCGCAAACAGACAGCUGGCGGUAACUCAGAGAGAUUCAAAUGACAUGUUGUGCUAUACUUGCCAAACAGACUGUGUCCUAAUGAUUAAAAAGCUGAUUGAUUGAUAACAAUCAAAAGCAGUAGAUGAACAAUAUUUAAAGGUUCUCUAACACGUUUUAAUUACUUUGCCUAAAUGGGGAGAAUAUUUGUUACCAAAACAGGAAUAUGUGUGUGAAAUUAAUUCAUGUCAUUCUGAAUAAUGAUCAUGGGUCAGUUUAGCAGACCUAGUGUAAGCGUAUCCAAUUUAUCAUUGCCAAAUGUCGGAGACCUAUUUAAUGGAGAUGCGUGUUUUUGGUUCAAGAUUUAACUUAAUUUGUCUUUUGGAAAUUACAUUGGAGUUACAGUAUAUAAGAAAAAGGUUUUAAGCCAUUUGUAUUAUUUGAUUAAAUAUGGGGAUUUGUUUCAUUUUCAGGUGACUGAAAAUGAAUCAAAUGUAAUUUGGUUGGCAUGUGCAUAGCACAUUUAGUUCCAUCAAAGAAUAUGGAAGUGUGUUGGUUAUACAACAAAAUUGUUCAAGUAUCUGUUCUUCAGUUCACUGAACCUAAGUUGAAUUGUGGUUUCUGUAUGUGCGUUCCUCCCUUCACCUGUACUGUACCACGUGCCUAGGUCUGUUAUGGAAUUGCACUAGAAGUAGGCAGAACUAUUUUCUAAGAUUAAUUUAAAUUAAGGCUUUAAAUGUGACUAUUUGACAUGGUUUGUGAAGAUAUUGGUAUUAUGUCAUUAGUAUCCUUUUGUCAGAAAUGUAAAACUAUACUUUUCUUCUGUUCCUGCACUUGUUUUGUCUGCUGAAUUCUGCACUGGUUUGAAUGACUGGUUAAUGUAUGUUGUUGUGCAAGUAGCUUUGAAAUAAAACUUUAUUGAAAUCAA
Osmerus eperlanus (European smelt) is the source of this 3761-nucleotide messenger RNA. It is a transcript of the gene hif1an, whose product is annotated as hypoxia inducible factor 1 subunit alpha inhibitor. Gene Ontology annotation, cellular component: cytoplasm; nucleus. Gene Ontology annotation, biological process: negative regulation of Notch signaling pathway. Lineage: Eukaryota; Metazoa; Chordata; Actinopteri; Osmeriformes; Osmeridae. The record is from RefSeq and is a predicted model, not a curated record. Bases 204 to 1274 code for a protein of 356 amino acids. The transcript is spliced from 8 exons. Gene Ontology annotation, molecular function: ankyrin repeat binding; [protein]-asparagine 3-dioxygenase activity; peptidyl-histidine dioxygenase activity.